Molecule: messenger RNA, 15067 nt
Organism: Haplochromis burtoni (Burton's mouthbrooder)
Lineage: Eukaryota; Metazoa; Chordata; Actinopteri; Cichliformes; Cichlidae
Product: nucleolar protein 4-like
Exons: 12
Coding region: 7961-9739 (592 amino acids)
Source: RefSeq, a predicted model, not a curated record
GUGUGUGUGUGCGUGCGUGCGUGUGCAUGCUUGUGCAUAUGUGUGUGUGGCACAGAGAGGGAACGUGCGUGUACAUGAGCAUGAGGUGUCCCGUCGCCGCCUAUAAGUUAUCAUUAUAUCAGGGUGCACACAUGCACCUGUCACACGGAUAAAACGCCAACUUGAAAUGUUUUGUCGUCCCGUCUCGCCCUCAUCCCUGCCGAUGAAGCUUCACUUUGUCCACAUCCCAACCAGAACAGCCCUACUGUCAUCCCUUGCUGCCAUAGCAACGCCGGUGCCUCCUGGCAAUCGCAUUUGAAAAAAAAACAACAAAAAAAAAAACAGGGAGUCAAGGCUAUCAAGCAAAAGCAUCUCACCAGCGAGGUUUAAGUCCUGUCAGCGCUGCUGGGUGCAAAGCACGAGAUAAUUUACUUACUGACAGCAUUUUGCGUGAACCUUGCAGUUCGGGUCUCGUGUAGCCCGGUAUGGUGAUGCUGUGCGCGCGCACGUGGAUGCAGCGGCAUGUUGGUGGGUCUGUGUCAGGUUGCUCUGGUGUUACCAGCUGAGAAGCUGCAGAAGCUUCUUCUUCUUUUUUUUUUUUAAAUCCAAACUUAAGAUGAUCACGUUCAGCGUUUUUCAUGCCGAGAAGCUCAGCAGGUUUCAUUGUCAGCGAUUCAUCAAAGGACACACGCACUCACUGUCCCAUCUAAACCAAGAAGCACGCGCUGUGUCCGUGCGUCGACCUGGCUGAUUUUUCUUUCUUCGGGAGGGCAAAGAUAGGCUUCUAAAGUACUGAAAGAGGGGGCAUUGUAACGAAAUGGCACGGCGUGGCAAACAGCCCGAGUGUUUAGUCCCCACUUUUCAUUGUCCUGGGCAGGAUGCGGAUCGGCUAACAGGCAUUCGUUGCUCUGGCAACACCUGUGCAGCCCAGGACAGCCCGCCUCUGCCGCAUUUUAUUCUGUAGUCUACGAUCCGACGUUAAGCUCUGUAAGCUCGUCUAAGAUUAUCUUCAAGAGAAACUCACUGCAGGUAAUUUCCACAUUUUAGCGGAGAGUAUAAGCGGUGCGUAAUUGGUGACCACGUGAGGGGCUGUGGCGGAAACAAAAGGGUCUGCUCUGGGCUGAUAGCGACAUACGCCCACAGUUAGUACUCAGACUUCACUUCUCCGUUCUCCUGGAUGAUGUGUGGCGAUGUUUCGCUUGUAAAAUGGAAGUCAGGUCAGUGAAGCUGCAGGUGCUUCAAGGGUUAAGUUUUAUUAGGCCUAUUUGUCGGACUGGCCAGAUAAACAUGUGCAUGAUGAACUGUCAGCCAGUGCCCCAGCAGCUUUUCCUGCACGCGGAAAACAAACACGCUGGCUGUGCUCACGCGCGCGCGCCCAUGUCUAUGUAUGGUGCUUGGGCCUGCUGUGCCAGCACGGAGACAACCACCAUUUUAAAUAAGCGCCUUCAGGAAUAAUCUCCCCCACCCGGCCUGCUGGGACAGAGUCUCUCCGGACCUCAAAGAGCAGAAACACAUUUCCUGCGAACAAACCGGAGAAGAUUCUGGCUCCAGUCAGAGACAGAGUCCUUUGACUUUUAGCUGAAUAGCACUGAUCCCUCUACAGGUGUUUUACCUGUGUGAAUGGACGAUUUAGACUACAAAACUCCUCUAAUCUCGGCUCAAUAUUGUGUUUCCCCCCUGAGCAGGAGGGCAGGUGUGAUCUGACUCCGCAGGUGCAGAUGGUGCCUGAAAUGUGAUGUUGAUGAGCUUUUGUCUGUUUUUUUUUUGGCCAUUUCUAGUUGAUACCAAUUUAAUAUAUUGAUCAAUAUAACCUGAUCAGCUUUAAAAAAAAAAUCCAUGUGAAAAGCAGAUGAGCUGAAAUAAAAUCUGAACAAGGCCUUAAAAGUGUGGUUCUUUUUAAAAACAGGGUACCUUAAUGUUUACUGGAGAGGAGUGUGCACACUUUUGUAGCUAAUAUCAGAAGGCAGGGGGAAACCUCCCCCUGACUCAGCUGCACUUGGGAAAUUUAAACAACAAACAAAACAUCAGCCAACAAAAGCUGCUUCUGAUGAUGAGUCAGAAGCCACAAAUCAACCAAUUCAUGUGCAUGUGACUGCUAUAGAAAGCCCGAUUUUUGAUUCAGCUGGUCUUCGUGGGCUUUAUAAAUAGGCUGUCCGGUGCCACUGGAAAAGGAACACGCACACACAUGUACAAACACGCACACACAAUGGUCAGUGCCUGCUCGCAGGGCUGCAGGGCCGGGGACGUAUCUCUGGAGCGCGAGCACUGGAAGCCCCUCUGCAGCUGCUCCCAGGGUGUGCCAAGUUUCUGUGUGGGAGCAGGCAUGGGGCUAAAUGACGGGAGGCUGGGUGGGGGUAGGGAUGGUUGGUGGCUGAUGUGCAGACAGAGAAGGUCUCUUCUGUGUGUCAGCGAAGCAUACAAGGCGGCUUCAGUGUGUGGCAGGACAGAAAGACAGGGCACAGUAGCACAGACUCAGCGCUGAUGCCUCUUUUCAAGCCGGGACACAGAAUUAUUUUCUGUCCUCCUGCUCCUGUUGUCUCGCCCUCUUUCUGCACAUCUCAGAGCCCUGCAACUGCUCGGAGAAUCCAGCAGCCCUCAGUGUGGAGAUGCAACCUCGUUUAGCUCUCAUUAUGUCCUGAUUAGAGGACGCUACAGAGGAGGAGGGGGAUAGGACCAGAAACAGACACAGAGAUGCACCACAGAAUUUUACACAAAAUGAGCACAAGCCUCUUCCUGAGUGAAGAAACGGGGCUUAAUCGCCCUGUGCAUUUCCUUUCAGCUGACAUGAGCAUUGUACUGAAGAAAAUUUUUGAAAAACUGCGAGCUGUUGCUUUUUGUUGCCAUGCCUACUGAAAGCUGUAAAUAUCUCUGUUCAUGUCUCACGGCUUUGGUGGACAUGCUCUCACACAGAGACACACAGAAGUACUUCACAUGAAAGGGGCUCGAACUGUGCGCACAGGACAUGCUGGCACAGACUGUGAACCAGACAAAAUAAGUGUUCAUUUAAGCCCAUUUAACCGUUUAAUAGACAAAAGAGAAACAAACGAUGUAAAAACUAAGAGCCUAUCAGCAGAAAUCAGCAUCUAAACAAGCAGAAAACAGUGAAACGUCAUCAUAGUCAGGAUUGUUCUUUCUUUCUUUUUUUUGGUCCAAAGCAGUUGACUUCUGAUCAAUAAAGCUACAGAUUAUUGUCUGUCAAUCAGCCUUUUCACCUUUUCUUUUAAAGAAUUGAAUACUUAUCUUUGUCUUUCUGCUUUGGGCUUCUUAAAUGUGAGAAUUUCUUGCUUUUGUUCUUAUUCCACUCAUGUCGAGCUUUGCGCUGAUAAAAGAAAGAAUUUAAAGGGACACAACCUCGAGCCCCUUUCAAGAUCUUCUGACAUUUUAUUGACAAAAUCCCACAUCAAUCAAUAGCUGACAAUGACAAUAAACAUUAGUUACAGCCACAAAGUGACAGCACAUGAUCAAAGGAAGACAUGAUUACCACAGAAAGAGGUUUUCAGACUGAAGAACUGAAUGAAGCUUUAUUUCCUAAAAUAAGGGUUUGUCUCGGGACGUCCCCACAUUGUUAGUCCUUAUCCAUGUCUCGGAAAAUGGGCACUAAAUGUUUGCUCCUCGCCCACGUCAGAUGGGAUGAGGAACAUCAUCAUUAUUAUCUGAUUAAUUAGUCCGCGUUUCCCCUGAGAGCCCGUCUUUUGUGGAUGGGCCACAGAGUCAAAAGAAUACUGGCCCUAUUAUUCAGCAGCAUUUGCAUUAAUGCUAUUUUUUGCAUAGAGAGUCUCCAGCGCUUUUGUCCAGCCUUUUUUGUUUCAUCCUUCUCUGGCAGCGCCUAUUAGGAGCAACACAUGGGCUCACGCUCGUGGGUUCAAAUGGCAAAAGGCUCAGCAGCCCAAACAAGAAUCAACGCAGUUGUUCACAUCUCGUUCUUCAUCAGAGCUGCAGAGAAAUCACCCAAGCACCUCUAAUAAUGAUUGACCUGUUCCUUUUAUUUAUUUAUUUAUUUUAAAGGUUUUGAAGUGGCUGUUUACCCCCAAAUCAAAUAUCAUUAUUUGUCCUCUGGCCUGUUUUGUUAUUUAUCCAUCUAGAAUGUUUUAGAGUCAUCUACCCAGUAUUGGAGAUAUCGAACAGUAUAGAUGUCUGCCUUGUCUUGAAUAUUAUGAAAGGAAAUGGCUCUGGUGACUAAGAAAAAUCAAAAAAACAAUAAAAAAAAUCAACAAACCUUUGUGAGGUGGGCAGUUUCAUUUUGGGACUACUUUCUUUGUACUAAACUAUCCCCACCAAUCGUAUCACUGCGCACUGAUAACAGGCUCCUGCUUGUGACAGGAAGUGCAACAUGUUCUCAUCCCUGGGUGUAAUAUAAUGCAUUUUUGUCACAUGUCACCCUGGGUCUUAUUAUUAAAAACAAGGUGUCCACGGAAAUAUUGGCAGAAGAGACACACAAAGUCUGCAAUAGGAGGGUGGGAGCAGUCUCAUAAGUCAUUAGGAGACUGGGCUUCUUGUCUUAUCGGGUCCUUUCUGUUUUGCACUUCUUCCUUUUUUUACUUGGUGAUUGUUGUUCUGUUUUUCACAGCCUUUAACUUUCACUUUGACUCACAGGUUAUGUUUAGAGACUGGAAACUACUUGGUUACAUUGAGCAAAAGAUCCAAGUUUGGGGUAAAAUGCAUCUCUGCAUGUUGAAAAAUGACUAAAUCGGAACACAAACGUCCAAGGACACCCUGUGUAUUGAAUGCCCAUUAGCUGGCUGCAAACAUCCUAUUGUUUGUGGGUGCAGUUAGAAAGAAAAUAGUUCCUAUAUGAAACUGCUGGCUCAAACUAAGAGACAGGGAAGAAGUCCGAACAGGAGAUUUUUGUAAAUAAAAAAUGAUUUAUUGCGAAUAAACUAACAAAACACAAAGACCAAAGAUGGUUGGUAGAAGGUAGAAGCAGGAGAGAGAUCCUGGGACAGAUUUUAUCACUCCAGGAAGGCCUAGGCAUUAGCUGCAAUAGCUGACGACCCUCCAAGCAUUUCAUGUCACUGUUCUUUCCCGUUGGAGCGCCAAACGAGACGUCACAACUGCUGGCAUGGUGCACUUUAGUGACAUUUUGAUUGUUGUGCACCAGGCUGGAGGCAUUUCUAUGAUAUAUCAAUCAGAUGACGGAGAGGGAAAUUGCUUGAACGUUUAGAAAAGAUAACAAGGAAAAAAAGGAAGAUUAUAGUUAUGGUGUCAUAAUGUGAACCAGAAAUGACGAAUGCAUCAGCUGUAAACCCGCUUAAGUCAACUGUUGUACAAGAUAGUCCAAGGGCUUUCACACUGGGUCAUAAUUUCUGGGAAGAGACGUUGCUGCUGAGUGUUUCGAUUCCCAUUUAGUACCGUUAUAGCCAAGGAAACGCAGAUCGUCUGCAUGUAUAAAAUAACACAACAGGAGCUGAGGUGAUUCUUCUUUUAGCAGCUGAGCAUUUGAACUUCCGAGCCCAUGCUUUGCUCCUAAGAGGGGCUGAACAAAAAAAACUGCCCUCAAAGCUGGAGAUGUGUCUCAUUGGGGUCUUCUUUGUUAAACAGGAGUCAAUUAAAGAUCCAUAAAGAGUAUAUUUAUGGCAGCAUUUGUUCAUGUGGUCAUCUCAGACUUUGCUGCGUUACUGUGACUUACUGUAAACGGGUGACGAAAUCCAUACUGUGCGCGAGCGUGUGUGCUCGUACAAAGAGGGGGUCGCUGAUCGCAUGCUCUGUGUUUCCUCCCUUCAGCACCCUCUCUGUUGCCAUGGAGAGACCGUUCUUUGCUUUCCCAUAGGAGGAGAAAUUAACACCAUUUUUAACUGGCCCAGGGGCCUCCCCCCUGUGUGGGAGAUAGUCUGAGUUGUGCUCCGCGCACACACACAGCCUUAAAGACGGCAAUAAUCUCCCUACCACACCGUUGCUGUCAUUUUUAAUACCUUUGCAAGGCCAACGUUUAACGAACUGGGACAGCAUGAUAAUAGCCUGAAAACGGUGAAAUGGACUCUGGGAUGUGAUGAUGUAUGUGCGAGUCAUUUACAUACCAUUUUAAGUCAGUGACUGAAACGUCAACAGUGCCAGUCUGCUGUGGGCCAGAGGGACCGUCUGUGUCUCCGACUCGGUGGGAUAUUGGGGAUGUCACACACUCUAUCAAAUAAUGUUCAUCAUGGGAGCAGCCGAGAGGGACGAGCACACACCGAGACACACACACACCCACACACACACACACGGAGACGUCGGACAGAGGGGUUGAGCUCGGUGCACCUAAUGUGGAUUUAAUGACGGGCCUUUAUGAAAUGAAGCAGACAGGAGAGGAUGAUAGUGAAAAGAAAAGAAAUAGAAGGGGAGGGGGGACGUUUUAUAUUAUAAAAAUGGGGACAGUGUUGAGGUAAGAGUUUCUUUUAUCCCAGUUUUUUUCCAUGACAAACCUUUGUCUUGCGGUGUUGUCCCCAUGACACACAUACAGGCGCAGGAGGAACAAGGAUUGGCCCAUUUAUGUACCCAUUAGCCAGCUGAUAGAUUUACAGAGGGGAGAUGGGACUUUAAAAGAUGACCUGUUGUCACAUCUGCCUUGAGAUCAUCUGAGUCAUGAAUACUGUUGACACAGCCAUCUCCCUGUGUUCUGGGUGUACACACACAUGUAAACAGACACACACAUAAAAGCACCUGAGCACAUAUCCCUGCACCAUCAAUUUACGCUACUAAUUGUGCAACAAUCCUGCAAAAUAGAAGUUGCAUUUCACUUUAAAUGGGACCUAUUAUGCAGUUCCCUUUUUUGCCUGUCGCUAAAGUGGAUUUCUUUUUUAAAUAAUGAGUUUUAAAUAAGGAGGUCAGUGUAUGUGCAACCAUCCCGUGAGCCUAAAAGCUUAUAACACUCAGGUUUAACACAUCUGCUGUUUACACUGUAAUAUUCUGCUUGAGAGGGGCAGCCAAUUAGAAGAAAGAUGACUUAAAAGGAGUGGAGAGGCAAAAGCUGCAAUUCUUCUGGUGGCCACUUGAGGCUUAAUUCCAACAGUGAGUCAAUAUGCAUAGACUUCAAUGUUAAAACCAUGUUUACAGCCUGGUGAAAAAUAUUUUGGACUUUGUGGAUAGUUAUCCCUAUUUUUAAGAAAAAAGUCAGGCAGUUGGAGAGUCAUAAGCCUUAAAAAUAGGGGCUGUUUGGCUCUUUUAACAGGUUUUAGCUAAGUUUACUCACCAAAUAGGACCUCUGAACUUUUUUUUUGUGCCUUUGGCGCCUUUUGAACCAUUUUAAUCAAAUUAUAAAUCUAAUAGUAUGACUUAGUGUGCACUGUAUACAAUCCUCAAAAUCUCUUUUUGUAUUUUAUUAGUCUGUUGAAUUAGCACCCCACCAUUUUAUCCAAGCAAGGUCACUUUUAGCUCAGAAAAACAACAUGGUGGUUGCCAAAGUGAUAACAUGAGAGAAGAGAAAACAGUGGAGAUCAUCACAGCAGCUACAUCUGUCUUUUAUCUACAGUCUAUUGUCUCAGGCAGUGGUUAAACCCAGCGACACCAGGACCCGGACUGAGAAUAAAGCUUAUUUUAAACUGUGAAUCAUGCAAAGCUGCACAGAACUGGAAACCUGCAGGUUCACUUUAAUUAGAUUUCUGAUUUUCAGAUUUCGGCCUGUCCCACUCGUGUUUAUCUGGUCGGCCAUGGAGCUAAUUUCUUGUGUGAUACAUCUCUUCUAUCUUUGGCGGCCUGUCUUUGUGACCCAGCUGCUUCCCCUGAACCUCCCCCCACCUCCUCCUCUCUUCCUCCUCCUCCUGACCUGCCUGUGUGCAGGACUGCUCCUCUCUCCCCUCGGCGACUCUAGGCUACAGUUGGUGUGUGCGCGUGUGUGUGUGCGCGUGUGUAUGUGUGCGCGCGACUGCCAGCGGGGGUGGGGGCAGUCGACUCAACCCCUCCAGUCUCCUAGCAACAGAGCGGUUUGGUGCGGGACAGGGGGAGGCGCAGGGGAUGGGGGCUGGUUGUACAGUGACUGGGGAGAGCAAAGUCCUAUGGGAUUACAAAGAUGGAGGGAAGGAGGAAAGGCGAAGAAGGAGGGUCAGAGAAAACGCUCCCAGCAGAAUAUCCGUGUUCUGAUGGAAAUUCAACCCAGGAGAACUCCUCCCUGAAGCGCGUAGCCGUGGUUGAAGACUUCUUUGACAUAAUCUACGCCAUGCAUGUGGAGAUGGGCGCCGAUCCCGGCAGAGCACCCAAACAUGCAGGCCAAAAGAAGACCUACAAAGCGAUUGCAGAGACUUACGCCUUCCUGCCCAGAGAGGCGGUGACUCGGUUCCUAAUGAGCUGUGGAGAGUGUCAGAAGAGGAUGCACAUUAACCCCAGCACUGCUGAGUUCAAAGAGAACGACAGACCGACCUCGCUGGUCCCGGACCUCAUCGAUUACAACAUGCCUCUAACUGCCACCUACCUGAAACAAAUGAAACUGCAGUGCAUGACUGCCACUGAAAGGGAUGACAGUUCGGUGAGCAGCGAGGACAUGAACAACGCUGAGCCCACAUGGGUCGCAGCUGAGCAGCCCCCAGUGCCUGAGUCGAGCCCACCGAAUGGAGAGAGGGUCAGCAACCCGGCAGCCACCAUUAAAGAAGAAGAUGAUGACGACUCCUCAGAGAGCGGCAGCGCCAACGGGCUGCCGGCUCUGACCUCCCCGGAGGUGCUAGCCGUGGGUGGGAACGUCCCAGAUGGUGGGGCAUCGUACAGGGAGGUAGCAGAGAACGGGGUGAGCGCUCCCCUGGACUUCAGCACCACUUCAUCUUCAUCCUCCUCGGAGGAUCAGCAGCCGGUGAAUCUGAGCGACAGACUGCUGCCAGCGGGGAGCUCGCCACCAAACUCCUACCCUGCAGACCCCAACAGGAAGUACCCCAUAAAAACCGAGUACACCAACAAGUCCCCUCCGUACAGCUCAGGAAGCUAUGACUCUGUGAAAACUGAGCUGAGCAUGAGCGCAGAGGACCUGACCUCUGCUCGAGCACAGAUAAUUGACGACGAUGACGACGAUCAUGAUGACCAUGAUGACAGCGACAAGAUUAAUGACGCUGAGGGGCUGGACCCUGAGAGACUUAAAGCCUUCAAUAUGUUUGUGCGUCUGUUCGUGGAUGAGAAUCUGGACCGCAUGGUGCCCAUCUCCAAACAGCCCAAGGAGAAGAUCCAGGCCAUUAUUGAGUCCUGUAGCCGCCAGUUCCCAGAAUUCCAGGAGCGCUCCCGCAAGCGCAUCCGCACCUACCUCAAAUCCUGUCGCCGCAUGAAAAAAGGCGGUUUUGAGAUACGACCAACACCUCCCCACCUCACCUCUGCCAUGGCCGAGAACAUCCUCGCUGCCGCCUGCGAGAGCGAAACCCGAAAUGCUGCCAAGAGGAUGCGGCUCGAUGUCUACCAAGCGACGGAUGAGCCAGCUUCUAUUGACAAACCCAUCUUGAGGGACCCAGCCCCCGUGGCUCCUUCGGGAUUUUCCAUUUCCAGUGCAGCUUUUGCCCAAGACCAGCUCUACACCAACGGAGGCCUCAACUAUAACCUGCGGGGAUAUGGGACGGUCGGCAGCACCCAGCAAAACUCUGAUGUUGCGCAAACCAACGGUCCCACAGAUCUGAGUAUGAAAUCUGUCGGCCCAAACUCCUCCUCCUCCAGCUCCAACAGUCACGGUCAGGGAGGUGGCGGAGGCGGCGCUUCCGCUCAGCUCAGCCCUCCAGAGGUGACAGCGGUGAGGCAGCUCAUCGCGGGGUACCGGGAGUCCGCGGCCUUCCUGCUCCGCUCAGCAGACGAGCUGGAAAACCUGAUCCUGCAGCAGAACUGAGUCCGAGCCACACCGUGCCAGCUCCCUGCCCCCUCCUCGGUCUGUCCGUCUCGGGGCAGACUCUCACAUACAAAGACACAGUUGUACACGAGUGAUACUGCAGCGCACAGUGGGCCCUGUAGGUAUGAUACUUAUCCCCACAUGUUUAUGUCUUUGGGCGGGCCAGAACAUAUCACAGGCUGAAAGAUGUUUAUUUAUGCAUUUGGUUCACUUUGACCUUAUAGUGCCCUGUUAUCUGUAGCCAUUCAUCCCAUUCAAUUCAUCUUAGCACCUCAACCUCCAUUUGUCUCAGGAAGCGAUGAUCUAUGUGAAAAAAAAAGUAAAAUAGGAAAAAUUGGUGCACAGACUGAGGUGUUGAAUCAGCUUAACCACCGUAACGCCAAGUCAGCUCAUUUGUGCAGACGUUUGGACAAAUGAAUAGUUUCCUAGCAGUGAAUUAGCAUCAUUAUUUCUUUCUAUUUGUGUGUAAAAUAUGCUGUACAGUGGCGUGAUUUGAUUGGGUCAUGUGAAUCGAGUCGUUUCUAAAUGAUAACCGGAUAACUGAAAGUCCACAGAUGAAUUGCUGCUAAAAGAUGUGGCGACCUGCCACUUGACCUGUUAACCUCAACAGCUACUGUCGGAUAUGCUGACUUUCAUAUAUAUAUAAAUAUAUAUAUAUAUAUACUCCAAAAAAAUAAUAAGAUUAAAAAAUGUUACAAAGUAGAGCACGAAAAUAUCAGCAGUGACAGUGUUUGACAGUUUUCACCUGUAAAGUUUGACCAAAACAAGCAGAUCCAUCAACGCGUGGUCAAUAUUAUACCUCUGCUCUGCUCGGUCGGAGUGAUUUCCAGACUACGAGACAAAGAGUCAUUACCCAGCGCACCUUUUCGUUUUCACUUAUCCUACUAUGAAUAUUUCUAUCACGGGCAGUUUCUCAUUACUCAAAGGGAAGGAGGCUUUUUUGGAGGCCUGGGUAUGCAAAUUGAGGUCACAGACUCCUGUCAGGGAGAGAAAGGAGAUGAAUUUAUUGUUUAGACUCUUGGUUUUAUAACCAGAAAAGUGGAAAAAGGUGCAAUAUUGAAGAUAAUCGGUAAUGGUUGCUGAAAUGACUUGAUGAGGCAUUUUAAGAGGGUUAACUACCCUCCCCUCUUGCUGUUACUGUCAAGUUGUAAAAAGUAAUGAUAUCCCAUGCAGCAUUGUAGCCAAUUUCAAUGUUGUUGUUUGUUGUGAUUACUGAUCUUUAUCGCUAACCUCAUAACUGAGGCACUUUCGUGUACUUGGAUCAGUCAGUGACAAAAAAGGAAAAAAGGGACCUGGCAGAAAAAAACGGGACUUUAUGUUGCACGUCUUUUUCAGGGGAGGGCGGGUUGUUUCGUGGAGGAAGUGUUUAGUGACUAUUCUUACGUUUAGAAAAGGUACAUAGAGCUCACAUGCAUCCAUUAGAGACUGCGGCGGAGGCCGUGUGAGCGCGCGAGCGGGCGGGAUGUUCAGACAAAAAGAAACUCCUUCGUCUGGGCGCGCGUCCGUCUGAAUCGUCCCCUCUGACCCUGCAUCACAGUCUCAUUAAAAACACGUCUGAAAACACACAGUUUGAAAAGAAGCAAGAGACAAUCUUUGAAAAAGAUGUAAUCACAUCACAGUUUACUCUCCCAGCUCUCUGCUAUGGUGUGUGUGUGUGUUUAUGUUUGUGCAUGUGUGUGGACUGAGGACACAAACGAGUACUCAAAGCCGAUCAAGAGCACAGCCUCACAACUUUUAAUGGUGAGUCACUCAGCACAAAGACAGUUCUGUAUGUGUGUGUGUUUAUGUGUGUGUUCUUUUAAUCCUUUCUGUCGAUGUUGACAGUGUGUUGAUUUCCUGUUUGUGUAUAAGUGGAGUGACGCAGUUUGUAAACAGCAUCAAUCUGUGACGAUUUAAUUCAGUAGGCUGAAACAUUCCAGACAAAGACUCUUCGAGCAGCCAAAAGCAGCUCGCACCUUACUGAUUUGUCAAAGUUUAGAGAGCUAUAUUUCUGUAUGUAUCACAAAUCCUAUCACAUGUAUCAUUAAUCAGUCUCUUCAGGGUCAUUCACCUCUUUCUCACCACCUGCAGGCCUGGCUAGUGAGUCGGGACCUGUGUUUUAUUACCAUGUCAUGAUUGGGCUACAUUCACAUUUACAUUCACAUUUAAAUUCUAUUAUCUAUUGCAAGUUUGGAAGCACUUUAUAGCUCAGGAUUAAGGUAACACAAGGAUUUGAGUGUGUUUUUACCUCAUUUGAAUAAUUAGCUUCAGUUCUGACAAAUGAUCAUAACAAAGGAUAAUCUGACAUAAGUCACAAUCAGAGGUAGUUUUCAUCAAGAAACAAAAAAACAAAAAACAAAACAGCAGACAGCUCCUUUAUCGGAGUUUAAACUCAUCAGUGUGUUCGGUCCAUCUGAGCGGUGUUUCAUAAUAGAGGACAGAAGCAAUGCUUGUUAUGAAAGGCCUGAAUAAGCCUUGUUGGAGACCAUCCCUAAAGCUGAUAAUGACCAAUCAGAUUUCUUUCACUUAUUCAGUUAAGGUCCCCAAGGGGCUGGAGCCUGUUUGAAGUGUCAUACAGUGCUAACCACUGUGCUGCACCUAGUAAUCUUAGCUUUGGUAAAGUCUGACUUCAAACUUUAGUUUGAUUAGUUCAUAGAUAAGAAAAAAGAAAAGCAGCUGUAACGUUCGUGGCUGAAUAACCGUGAAAGAUACAAUAAAGAGAUUUAAAAGAAAAAGUUCAGCAAAGUUAAAAAAAAAAAAAGGUUAGCAGUGGCCUCUGGGGCUGAACAAUGAAGUCGCAGUUCAAGAGCUGUUCUGUCUUAUGGCCUAGGUAUAGCAAACACUUUAAAAAAUGACUGAAAAAACAUCAAAGCUAAUCGCACUCAGCGGCCUGAAAUUAGCAGAGAAAUGUAAGAGUUAGUCUGAAAUCUUUUCAGCUUUUAUAUACUUUAGUUAUGAUUUCCUUGACAUGUAACCAAGGAGCCAAAUUGCUUUCAGACUUAAUUAGUUAGACCUACAGCUGGCCAUAGCAAUGAAAUUUGUUAUACAGCACUGAAACUGGGCUACAGCUUACAGGUGUGCCAGUCAUCCUAAUAAACCCGCUUUUUACGGAGUAGAUGGUCAUGAUUGGCUAGAAUGGGCAGAACUGGAAACAUUUUAACCAAGUGCCAAAACCUGCAGUUCCUCUAGUGACCACUUGAAGCUGUAAAGCUCAAGGUUAGGGGAUGUAAUCAGAGUCUGCUAGGCCUCACCCUGGCUAAUUUGUGUUAUCGCCAUGAUUUUGCUGUUCGUGCCUUUUGUAGAAUUUUUUUAUGGGAAAAUCUGAGACAUUUUAUUUUUUGCUGUGCAGUGCAAAUAUCCAGAAAGUUUGUGAUUGGCACGUUAAAGUCUAGUGUUUUAUUAACUAGAUGAAAAGUGUCUAUGCUUGGACUUAUUUGGAUGCAGUUUUUGUCCCAGGCUUGCUGAUAUCUCAGCAAUCUGCCUUCUUAUCCACAUACGAUCACUUCUGGCUCCAAAAAUCCCAACAUGUCUCAGUCAAAAUGCUUAAACUGAGGCUUCACAAACCAAUUAAUCAUAUGAGAGCCAUCUUUUAUAUGGAAUUUAUGGUUUAAGCCUCCUAAAGGUGAGUGAUUUCGUGAUGUUGCUGAAACAGCCUUGGUUUAACUGGUCAUCUUACUUUAUGAAACACCCCUCUGGCCUCACACAGACAUAAUCAUAGAUGUACACGGGACGCGAGUCCUCACACACGUCUUCCUCGUCUCCUCCAACCUGCUUGUUUGUUACUGUAGCCAUAGCAGAUCCUCCACAUGUGACACCUUGUUGAACCUCGUCCCAUCUUCACAACCAAACAUUUGCUUGCAGAUCGAUAUUUUGUCUCAAGUCUACGCUGAGCAACAUUUUAGCUGUGCUAGAGUUACUGUGAUCAACGACAACCAUUAGUUGUCAUGUUGUUGUUUUUGUUUUGUUCCGUUUUGGUUUCUUUUGAUAAUGCCCAAUGGAUUUUCUCUUUGUAUUGACUGGACAAUGUAAUCUAUUGGUGUUGAUUAAAAUGCCCUGGUAGCUUGUGGAUUGCUAAAGUGGUCUGAUAAAUGUACUGUAUAGCUGUACAAAGAGUGAUAAAAGAUGUUUUAAACCUUUUCUUUCUUCUGUGGGUACAGCGCUGUUUAAAAAAAAAAAAAAUCAAAGUGGUUUAGCCCUUGCCUGUUUUAACUUAUCAUUUGGUGGUGGUCUGUAUUACUUCUAUUGUUAUUUAUAUUAUUUCAAUUGUUGCCUCUUCUGCACGGAUAAGUGACUGUAGCUCUGUGCAGGAGGUUGUACUGUAAACCUGUGUGAAGCUUUGUAUUUUUCCCCUCUGGUUUUGGACUCAGUGAAAGUGUGAUGUUUACAUGUACAGUUUUUCAGAAUAUUUUGCUUUUGUUUGUUUUUCGCGUUUUAUUCCGACAUAUUUUUUGCCUCUCACACUUAUUCCUCUCCUUCUAAUCUGUGUACAUUUGCCCAGGUAUUUUCUUUUUGUUGUUUCAUUGCAUCAAGUGCAGACGUGACCUCUUUGACUACCUGGUCACAUGGUCAGAGUGUGCCGUGUCAACUGGCUGCGGUCGGCUCGGCGUUGUGGUGGCUUCCAACAUUUUAAAAGUUAAUAUUAAGUAAAACGGGAGCUUCGCAACUUCUCAAAGUGGACCAGCAAAGAUUAAUUAAGGAUUUUGAUUACUUUAAUCAGCUGUUUUAAACGACUAUUGUGGCCUAAACGGAGAACGAUGGAGUGUAGGUACAUUUAUUUUCUACAUGAAGUGCUCAUAAUCUUUUAAUAUCCCGGCCGCGUUGUCAGGGAAAACUCCUUGUCCUUAACCCGACAGGUGUCCUGAAAGGUACACUUUGACCUGUUGUAAUAUCUCCUCGGUAACAUAAAAGCCAUUCCCCUCUCCUGGCCUUUUAAGGGGAACCCAUAAACCUCAGGUAAUACUGAAUCUCCAAGUUUAGUUUUUAUCCGCUGAUUUCCUCUGAAAUGAGAUUUAAAUCUCUUAACGAAAACCAUUAACAUUUAUAUGAGAUGUCUAUUGUUUUGUACAUUUAUCAUUGUGAUUUAAAAGUGGAGCUUUUUCCAGUACCUGUGACUUAAUUUUUUGGAGUGUUUAUAGGUAUGGAUAUUUAUUAUUAUAUGUGAAACUACAAAAAGACAAAAGAAAAAGGUUGAACCUGUUUCAUUUGUAUGUUUCAUGCAAAACUGUCCAGGUGAGAUUCUCUCUGCCUCUUACAUAUCACUAAUGAGGGACCUGUGUUUGUUUGGAAAUAGCGCUUUUUCAGUGUUGCAUCAACGCUAUGAAAAAAAAAAAAACACCAGUGGUUUACCAA